AUGGUGAACUACUAUCGCUACGAACAAUCUCUUCCCGUAUCCAUCGUUUUCGUCGUCGUCUUUUCACUCUCAUCAGCCCUUCACCUUAUUCAAAUCAUCAAGACAAGGACAUGGUUCUUCUUGCCAUUUUUAGUUGGAUCCGUCUUUGAAGCCGUUGGCUUCAUUGGCCGCGCCAUAGGGGCUGGAGAAGCGCCUGAUUACACAUUUGGCCCUUACGUCUUGCAGAAUCUUCUCCUGCUCCUGGGGCCGACAUGCUACGCUGCGUCAAUCUAUAUGAUCCUGGGGCGCUAUAUUCGACAGCUUGGAGGACAGCAGUUCUCACCAAUUCGGCCGGGUUGGUUGACCAAGAUCUUUCUCCUCGGAGACGUACUCUCUAUUCUCUUGCAAGGAAUCGGUGGAGGAAAGCUCGUGAAUGCUAAUACCCAGGACGACAGAACGACAGGAGAAAAUAUCAUUAUCGCCGGAUUGACCGUCCAGAUCUUAUUUUUUGGUCUGUUCAUAUCCGUGACGGGACUAUUUCACUUCCGAUUUGUCAGGCAUUCUAAAGCGCGACCUAUCAGGUGGCAGAGGCUUCUCGUGGUAAUUUACGUGGUAAGCGUGCUAAUUCUUACAAGAUCGCUCUUUCGUAUGGUUGAAUACAUUGAGGAACAUGAUGGAGAGCUCCAGUCCAAAGAGGUCUACAUUCUUGUCCUCGACGCCAUUCCAAUGGCAAUUGCCAGUGUUGGCCUCAAUAUCUUCCAUCCUUCGGAGUAUAUGAAUAGCAGGAGCAAGGUGUCGAAGGAUUCGGAUAGUGAGGUUACUUUCGACAACCAUUGCGGUCUCUCGUUGGGAACUGUAGUAGGCAGAAGAGAAGAGGUCUAG
Fusarium venenatum is the source of this 861-nucleotide messenger RNA. RefSeq names its product RTA1 like protein-domain-containing protein. Lineage: Eukaryota; Fungi; Ascomycota; Sordariomycetes; Hypocreales; Nectriaceae. The record is from RefSeq and is a predicted model, not a curated record. Gene Ontology annotation, cellular component: membrane.